This is a messenger RNA of Chiloscyllium plagiosum (whitespotted bambooshark), 900 nucleotides long. The record is from RefSeq and is a predicted model, not a curated record. NCBI's taxonomy places the organism in Eukaryota, Metazoa, Chordata, Chondrichthyes, Orectolobiformes, Hemiscylliidae.
GGGAGAGGGAGAGGGAGAGGGAAAGGGACAGCAGUGAUGAUGCAGACAGUGACAGUGAUGAGUACAGGCCCGUGUUUGGGGCUGUUAGUGAUCGCUGUGUGCCCCCGACUGAUUCAUCGACAGACACUCUGUCCAACAAGUACUCCAUGUACAACAGCGUCUCUCAGAAACUGAUGGCGAAGAUGGGUUACCGUGAAGGGGAAGGCCUGGGGAAAUUUGGACAGGGGCGAAAGGAGAUCGUCGAGGCCUCGUUACAGCGAGGACGCAGAGGGCUCGGGCUCAAAAUCAAAGGCUUUGAUGGAGACCUAGAUGUGGAUUGGCACGAAGAGACCGAGAGCGUGUUCGAUGAGUUGGAGGGUGAGGAGAUGCGUCGCGCCCGAACCCGCUCUAACCCUUACGAGACCAUCCGCGGCGUGUUCUUCCUGAACAGAGCUGCGAUGAAAAUGGCCAACAUUGACCAUGUGUUUGACAGCAUGUUCACCAAUCCGCGUGAUUCACUCGGAAAGCCCUUGUUGCGGGAUAAGGACAGUGAGCUGCUAUACUUUGCCGAUGUGUGUGCUGGGCCUGGGGGAUUCUCCGAGUACGUACUCUGGAGGAAGCGAUGGCAUGCCAAGGGCUUUGGAAUGACUCUGAAAGGGCCCAACGACUUCAAAAUGGAGGACUUCUUUGCUGCAUCAAGUGAACUCUUUGAGCCGUAUUAUGGUGAGACCAGAGCAUCACUCAGUCCCAUUCUCCAUCGCAACAACAGCAGGCAGGUCCUCCAGCUGCUCAGCUCCUCGGCCCCACCCUCGGCCUGCUCCCCCCUCAUCUACCGCCCACCCUCGGCCUGCUCCCCUCCUCAUCUACCGCCCACCCUCGGCCUGCUCCCCUCCUCAUCUACCGCCCACCCUCGGCCUGCUC